This is a messenger RNA of Loxodonta africana (African savanna elephant), 4431 nucleotides long. Its product is annotated as E3 ubiquitin-protein ligase DTX3L-like. The transcript has 6 exons. Gene Ontology annotation, cellular component: nucleoplasm. Lineage: Eukaryota; Metazoa; Chordata; Mammalia; Proboscidea; Elephantidae. The record is from RefSeq and is a predicted model, not a curated record. Gene Ontology annotation, molecular function: ubiquitin protein ligase activity. Gene Ontology annotation, biological process: Notch signaling pathway; protein ubiquitination. The coding region runs from base 291 to 2282 and encodes 663 amino acids.
UUUACAUAUUUAGCAAAGGACGAUGAUACAGAGUGGUGAGACUGAGCACAGUGACCUAAAACAGUGAGGAACCAGGCUCGUGAGUAAAUGAAGACCACCAGAGGGUUUGAAGAAAGAGGAAACUGGACUGCACCUGUGAGCUAAGGAGAGAGUGUUGAAAAAAGGAGAACACCGAAUCUGCGUUGAAAACAAACCUGUGAGCAUUUUCUUGGAACCCACUGAAAAGCCAGUAGAGAAGAUCAUGAGUCAGAGAACUUCCUUGGUGACACCAUCAGGAGCAGGAGCUCUGUAUGAUGGGAAGCAUCCCAAUGAAAGAUGUAUUCCUAACACUGUGGAUUCCUGUGUGUCAAAGGCACUGCCACGGGAGCUGGGGAUACAGCCAUGACCACAGCAGACCCUGCCCUCAAGGAGAUUACAGUCUACUGAGGAAACAGACAACGAUCUUUCUUGCUGUAACAGCUGAGCUGAACUGUAACCUGUUGUCCAAAGAGCUGAGGAAACACAUAGCCACUCUCUGCCCCAGUGUCAAGAAAGUGGAGGGUCUUGAUGGAAUUGAGAAGGUGUGUGGCGACUUCAGAGAUAUUGAAAAAAUACAUCGGUUCUUGAGUGAGCAGCUGCUGACAAGUGAGCAGAUGUAUGGAUCUUCCCAUUUAACAACAGAGAAGGAGCCCCUCAGUCGGCAGGACCACAACAGCUGCUCUUCUCCUGAGCAACAAACCAGGAAAGAAGAAAAUAGCCACUCUUUUCAAGUUUCCUUGCCUUUCCUUGAAUACUUCGAAUAUACUUGUCCUGAUAAAAUCAAAUUCAUAGAGAAAAGAUUUGGCGUAAACAUCAAAACUCAGGAGAGUUCUCCAAAUAUGGUCUAUUUAGACUUCACCUCAAGUCAAUCUGGCAACCUAGAAGUAGCUCGUGAGUGUUUUGUCCAUGAAUUUCAGAAGGGCACAGAAUCUCUGAAGCUUGAGAGUAUGGUUUUAGCAGACAGGAAGCAGGCCAAUGAAAUCACAGAGGCAUUAAACCACCGGUUUCAAAAGCUCCUCAUAAAGGAGAAAGGAGAAGAGUUGACUCUCCUUGGGCCCCAGGAUGAUAUUUCAGCCGCCAAACAUUUUCUUGCCGUCAGAAACUCUGAAAGCUCUGUCAAGACACCUGUGAAAAUAUCAGCUCCCAAUGGCAUGAUGAAUGGAAUCGAGGUUGACACUGCUCACUAUGAGCUUUUAGAAGCUGAAUUACAGCAAGAGAUACCAGUGAUAGAGAGAAAGUACAACACUAGCAUCAGGGCUUUUGGAAAAACUAAGGAUGCUCAGAAAACCUGCAUCCUGUUUGAACCCAAGGACAAGGAGAUUGACCUGUCUGCGCACGCGUGUGCAAGCUUCAUCCAUGCCUAUCAACAUGUCUCAUGUCAGCUGAAGAGAGAAAUUUUUUCCCUGAAACUUUUGAGCAAGGACAGAGAGCACUUACAUGGCACUAAGUUUGCUGAUGACUUCAGAAGAAAGCAUCCCAACAUACACUUGUCGUUAACUCAAAACUCAAUGAAUCUGACUGGUUUGCCAAAUCACCUUGCAAAAGCAAAGCAGUAUGUCUCAGCGAGAGAGGGAAUGCAUCUGUUGGCUGGAGAAGAAUGGAAUGAGGACCAUGGGACACCCAUGGACAUUGAUAGUAAUGACUCAGAAACAGCCUCACCUCCAGUCAAGGGCUCUGCCAGCUCCGGGGCCUCAGGAGUGGACAAGAAGGAAAAGGACACAUGUGCCAUCUGUCUGGACAACAUUACUAACAAACAGGUGCUACCAGAUUGCAAGCAUGAAUUCUGCACCCCUUGUAUCAAUAAAGCCAUGUCAUAUAAGCCAGUCUGUCCUGUGUGCCAGACCCAGUACGGUAUUCAGACAGGGAAUCAGCCAGAUGGAACCAUGGUUGUCGCUUAUUCACCACUAAGUCUCCCAGGUUACGCACCCUAUCCCACCAUUAUGAUUACCUAUAAGAUGAGCGGAGGCGUACAAACAAAGGAUCACCCAAACCCCGGAAAGAGAUAUGUUGGAACAAACCGAACUGCAUACUUGCCUGAUAAUGUGGAAGGACAAGAGGUUUUGAGACUGCUUCGUAAGGCCUUUGACCAAAAACUGAUCUUCACAGUGGGGCAGUCUCGAACUUCAGGAGCCUCAGAUGUCAUUACGUGGAAUGAUAUCCACCACAAAACAUCCAUGUAUGGAGGACCAAAAAUGUUUGGUUACCCUGAUCCUGAUUACCUCCAACGUGUCAAAGAGGAGCUGAAAGCGAAAGGAAUUAAAUAAGAAGAUUGCUGGAAGAAUGUCUUGACCCACCUUUCAAAAGAUAUUUGAGGAGGCAGAGUAAAUACCAAUCUAAAAUAUUAAGUUACAAACACCUUUUUAAAAAUUUGACCUCAGGAAGUGGUUUGUGUAAGAGUAAGAAACCGCUAGUCUGUCAUUUCUGGAGUGUUACUUCUUAUGGGGAAUCCCUGGUGCCACAGUGCUUAAGAGCUCAGCUGCUAACCAAAAGGUCGGUGGUUUGAAUCUACCAGCCACUCCUUGGAACCUUUAUAGGACAGUUCUGUUCUGUCCUAUAGGGUUGCUAUAAGUCGGAAUGGACUUGAUGGCCAUGGGUUUAACUUCUUAUGAAAGACAAAAGCCCCAAAGAUCUGUGUAAUUUUGCCAUAGAGGUGUCAUGGCUCAUUCCUGUCUCAUCCCUGGAAGUGGGAGGAAUGUUGCUGUGGGUCUGAAGUCAUCCUCUGUAUUCUUCAAUUAGACCUCUAGGUGUGAGUUGAUGGUCCUCUUUUCAUUGCCGUCUCUGUAGUGAUCCUUCAGUGUUUUGCUUCUUUUCUCUUUAAUCUCUACCAGUGAAAGUGAAAUCCUAACAUGAAAGGAUAAAAAAACAAGGCUUUGAUUGUGGACAAUUAGCCACAUUCCUCCCCGCUCCCCACCCCAUGGCAAGAGAAGUGGCCAGGAGCCGAGAUUGGACAACCUUUGGUAAAAAAUGGAAUAAGACUACUAUUUUUAAUGACACAGAGCCUGGUGUACAGUUGAUGAUUAAUACAUUUUAUUAAUAAAUAAAAAAGGGGUGUAUGCUCCCCAAACCUUUAGCAGAGUCAGGAGCGAGAAAGCCAUUUCUGGAGUCCUCACCACUGAUUUCGAAAACUGAGUUUCUUACUCAGGAACACUUGGUAUCUCAACUUUGACCGAGCCCCUGGCUUGAUUCUUGCUCCCUCCCAAUCCAAGGAACCUGCUAGAUGGGGUGCACUUGCCCUGGUGUAGUGAUGCGCCUCAUUUUUCAGCAUUUCUCCCUCUGGGUAUUAUUGUACAUUUGUGUAUACCCCACCUCCAGUUUUAACAGAUAAAUAACCUUACUUUAGUUCCCAUAGCCAUCAUCUUCACAGUAACUGUAGCCCCCCAUUGUAGUUUUUCACCCCUUGACUAUGUCCCACCAAGUUACAUUUUCCCGUUAAAAUCUUCUUUCCUGAUACAUUUUCUGGACAGAGAAAAGGCAGUGAGUUGGGCUUACUGUAAAGAACAUAUGACAAGUCCAAUUUUACUUUUAAAUGGUUCUCCAAUCCAGAAGAAAGUUAUAGUAGCAAAUUAUCUGGUUUUCCGUGUCUGUCUCCCUCCAAAACUGUUGAACAAGGCAACUUGUUCCUUUCCUUAAGAUGCCCAUAUCCACACGUUUUGAUCUUCUAGAUGAGAUAUUAAUAGCUAAUAUUUAUUGAACACUUGUUCUGUCCCCUUUAUAACAGCCUUGCAUCUGUGUGAUUUACACAAGUGGUAUUCCCAAGUUAUAAAUGAGAAAGUAGAAGCAAAGAAGAUAAAUAAAGCUCAAAUGUCACAUAGCUAAUAAAUGGAAGUGCUGGGAUAGGAACCAGCUAGUGUGGCUCCAGGGCUUCUGCACCCCACAGCUCUACUGCCUCCCAUGGGGUACUUCUCUGAGGAGCCGCUUACAGAGUUCCCAUUACUCUGGGCUCCUCUCAGAAAUGGAUUCUUGCACAGUGCUGAAAGCUGAUUUCCUCCAAUGAAGCCCUAUGUGAAGAACUGAAAACUCAGAAUCUUCUCCUUUGUCCAGAGAGUUGAGGAAGCUUAAGGUGAAUGAUACAUCAUUCUUUUUCUUUUUUGUUUUUUUUUAACAGAUUAUACAUUUAGUUUUUGGUGAUUGAUUAAAGUCUUUAUACUACCAUUAAUAGGUUAUUUUAUAUCUACUGAUCAUUUAGUUAAAUGUACUCAGAAAAUGCAAACGUUUGAGUCCUGCUAAGCUUUGGAUCCAUGAUUGCAAUGCACGUGCAUAUUCAGGUGUUCAUGGCAUGAGUGGUUGGUGAGCAUCUGGAUGACUGCUUUUGCUCUUUGGAAGGUGGUAUUAUCUGCAUUUGCUUUAAAUAAAGUGAAAUCCAUAUUAGUAACAGAUUGUCUGUGUUCUUUCCUCACUCCUGUUUUCCCCCUU